This is a messenger RNA of Hemiscyllium ocellatum (epaulette shark), 2313 nucleotides long. It is a transcript of the gene tm6sf2b, whose product is annotated as transmembrane 6 superfamily member 2b. The record is from RefSeq and is a predicted model, not a curated record. The transcript is spliced from 10 exons. Gene Ontology annotation, biological process: lipid homeostasis; regulation of lipid metabolic process. Lineage: Eukaryota; Metazoa; Chordata; Chondrichthyes; Orectolobiformes; Hemiscylliidae. Bases 165 to 1295 code for a protein of 376 amino acids. Gene Ontology annotation, cellular component: endoplasmic reticulum-Golgi intermediate compartment membrane; endoplasmic reticulum membrane.
UUCCUCCUGUUGCGUUGUUCCGGGUUGCUGAGAUUCUCUCCAAUUCUCCCUCUCUCUCUCUCUCUCUGUUAAUAAUCCGUGACCCUUCCCUGACCGGGGUCGGCGUCUUUCUGUAACUAACCGCAGAGAGACAGCGGGGUCUGGCUCGCAGUUCCAGCUGCAGGAUGCGAGUGUCCGCCGGUGUUACAGCCUUCCUGCUGUCCCUGACCGCGAUCCCGGUCUCCUUCCUGCUCAACGGCCUGUCGGCCAUGGACAGUCCCAUGACAGUGUUUUUUGCUGGCGUUGGAGUCCUCCUUGGCUUGUUGUUGGUGUUGUACCUGCUCGUCAUCAGAAGAGCCCCCAUGGACCCCCUGUUCUAUGCUUUCACUGUGUUCUCCUUUACAAGUGUCAUCGAUUUAAUUAUCUCCCUGGAACAGGAUGGCUACAUCAAAGGUUUCAUGGGAUUCUACUUGAAGGAAGGGGAGCCAUAUCUCCGCAGUGCCUAUGGAAUACUGAUCUGUUACUGGGAUGGCACUGUCCAUUUCGCCCUCUACUUGCUGAUGAUAACAGCCAUCUCAUUGAGCUGGAGUUACCGCUGUGUUGGCCUCUACUGGCUGGGCUCCAUUGUCAUGAGUCUCGUGACCCUUCUAGUUGGAACCAUCUUAGGUAAAUAUGGAACUGAAAUCCGUCCUGCUUUCCUGCUGAAUAUUCCGUAUAUGUUGAUCCCAAUUUGGGCUGGGAAGAAAAUCUAUGGGAUUCCCAGAGCAUUGCCAAAGGCAACAGCAGAUCAGGUUGCCACAGAACAGGGAAAGUGGUUGUACCGGAGGCCUCUCGAUGUCUGCUUCGUAAUAUAUCUGCUGUUUGCUGCAGCUUACACAGUCUUCCGGGGCUUUGUUGCUCUCGAGUGUCCCUUUGAUACCUGUGUAAGGUAUGCAAAUGAUCAGGAGCCCUACCUAUUGGACCCAGUGAUGUACCCCAAGAUCCAGAUGUUAGUCAACAUGUUCUACCUUGUGCCAUUCUUUGGCUUGGCACUUUACGGCCUCUUGGAACCCGGCUGUGAAUGGAUGCCUGAUCUGACCGUGGUGUUUGCAGGAGCCAUAGCCCAAGCUCAGUUUUCUCACAUUGGUGCUUCCUUACACACUCGUACGCCCCUUACCUACCGAGUACCCCAGAAUGAGGUCUCGUCCUUCCUCUACGUCAACAUCCUCUUCGCUGUUGGCGCUCAGCUCUUGGCAUUUCGCUGUAUCACUUUCUCUAGCUUCUUCCUGAGGGAAAUACCCAGAAAUAUCAACGAGCUGGAGAAGAAAAUCAACUAAAGGGCCAGGCCAAGUGGGUCGCGUGCAGAGGCAGUGAACUGUAAUAGUUGGUCCUUUGAAGUGAUGUUAAAUGAGGUGUCAACCAUAACUUGCUGGAUAGCACCCUCAUCUCUGAACCAGAAUGUUAUGCAUCAAAACCCCACCCCAGACACACCCCACAUAAUGGACCCUCCUGUGCAGUGCAGAGGGAGUGGAGCUGUUCAACCAAGGAUCUUUCUACCCCCUCAAGUGGAGAGAAAACAUUACAUGAUUACUCUUUUGAAGGAAGGUGAGGGAGUUAUCCCUAGUGGCCUAACCAAUAGUUACCUCUCAAUUGACAACACUAAAACCAUUUUUUGGUCGUAUCACAUUCUUCUUUGUGCUGUGUAUAAAUUUGCUGUUACAUUUCCCACAUUACAAUAAUGUCAAAAACAAAAUUAAUUGACUGUAAAGUACUUUGGAACAUUCUGUGGUUAUGCAACGUGCUACAUAAUUGCAAGUUCUUUCAUUUACAUACAAACAGGAAACAAGAGGAGGCCACUCGACCCUUUGACCCUGCUCUGCCAUUCAAUAAGACCAUGGUUGACCCGAUUUCAACCUCAACUUGACAUUCCCUGGUAAUCUUUCAUCUGUUUAUUUUAUGCACUGCACCCAGUUGUCCGUUCUGUUUCAUGUGUGUGUGCAAUGAAUUUCCCCCACUUCAAAUAGCCUUUGUAUUCCAAAGUUGAAUUUCGCACAACUUCUCAUUUCUCUGAACACCAACCCCAAACCCAUCCCUUUCAUAAAACAUCUGUGACAUCUUGUUGGCUUGACCUCAUGAUAGAGUUGUACUAUAAUAAACAGCUGGACAUCCUGAUGGAUGGAACCCUGAAUGACUUGGAAGACCUGUACAAGGGAUUGGUGAGUGUCAACCUUGACAUUAGAGUGAGGCCAUUCAGGGGUUGGGUUAGCAGCUCCAGCUGCAAACAUUCUUGGAGAACUCACUGUCAAUCCUCCAAUUUGCCUGCAUGCAGUCAGACUAGAUUUGCUCCUCAUCUCC